Molecule: messenger RNA, 1391 nt
Organism: Wasmannia auropunctata (little fire ant)
Lineage: Eukaryota; Metazoa; Arthropoda; Insecta; Hymenoptera; Formicidae
Product: translocon-associated protein subunit alpha
Exons: 4
Coding region: 35-859 (274 amino acids)
Cellular component (GO): endoplasmic reticulum; endoplasmic reticulum membrane
Source: RefSeq, a predicted model, not a curated record
UAUAUUAUUUAUUUAAAUUAUUUAAAUAUAUAUUAUGAUAACUAUAUUAAAAUUUGAUAGACUUUUACAUUUGUUUAUACUUACAGGAUAUGUUUAUGCUCAAGAAGAUGAGAACAUUGAUGAUAUUGUUGAUGUAGAAGGCGAAGAAGGUAGUAUAAUAACUGAUGAAGAAACAGAAGAAGAUACUAAUAAUGCCUCAGCUGAUGCUGAUACAACAAUACUUUUUACAAAACCUGUUCAUAAUACGUUGUCUACUCUUGAAUUGCCAGCUGGAAAUAUAGUAGAAUUUCUUGUGGGUUUCACCAAUAAGGGUGAAAAUGAUUUUGUUUUGGAAACGUUGGAUGCUUCCUUCCGUUAUGCUAUGGACUUUAAUUUUUAUAUUCAAAAUUUUUCUACGUUCACAUUUAAUAAAGUUGUGAAGCCCAAGCAUGAAGCUACUUUAGCAUAUUCUUUUAUACCAUCUGAGAGUUUCUCUGGAAGGCCGUUUGGUUUAAAUGUUAACUUGAAUUAUAAAGAUGCGAAUGGAGUUUCUUACAAUGAAGCAGUCUUUAAUGAAACCGUACAAAUUAUAGAGAUAGAUGAUGGUCUUGAUGGAGAAACUGUAUUUCUUUACGUAUUCCUUGCUGCAUGUGUUAUAUUGACCCUUGUAGGAGGUCAACAAUUGUUAUCAUCUCUGGGACGCAGAUCACGUUCUUCUACUACUCGUAAAGUACCUGUAGAAAUGGGUACAUCUAAUCCUAACAAUGUAGAUUAUGAUUGGCUGCCAAAGGAAACUCUCAACAGAAUUAAUAAAUCUCCUAGAACUCCAAAGCAAAGCCCAAGACAAAGGAAAACAAAAAGAACUGGUUUUGAUGAUUGAAGUAUAUAUUAAUAUUUAUAUGUGUAUGUUAUUUAAAGUUAAUAUAGAAAAAUCUCUAUUACAUUGCAAUAAUUUUUGAAAAACAAUUCAAGAUUUUUUAAUCUCUUAAUUAUGAAAUAGAAUAUAUAGUUUCAAUAAGUAAUACAGAAUAUUUCAGUUCCUUAAUGAGUUAUUAAUCAGAUACUAUAUAUAGAGAAAGACAUACACACUAUUCUGUAAUAUUACAGAAUACGUUAAACUUUAUACAUGUAUGUUCAAUAGAAAGAAUGGUACAAUGAUACUCAAUGAUUUGUUUUUGCACAAAACCCGUACAUAGUCGCAUAGUACUUAAGAGUUAUACGUUUCUUUUUUGAGAUUAAUUAUUCAUUUUUUUACAUAAUGUUAUCACCACGAAUAAUACGUAUGUUUUUCCGUGCGUGUGUGCGCGCAUGCGUGCAUGUAUGUGUACGUGUACAGAACAGAUAAAAUCUGAUUAUUUUGUAAUUAUAUUGUAUCAGUAUAUAAAAAUUCAAUAAAAAAUUUUUUAUGAAGA